AACAACUCCUGCUUGAACGCAUUGAUCCGACCAAGGUUGCUGUUCUAGAGGAAAAAUCCAAGUCCACCACCCCACGAACGAAGAAGAAUGAAGAAAAGAGCUCGGAAUCAUCUACAGGAUCCCGUCAGACUCCAUCAGCGCAGGCUAGUGAGGAGCCUACGGUCGUGGAACUCAAGCCGAUUCCAACCUCUACCUUCCUCAUCUCUAUCUUCGCUCGCAACUUCUAUCGCUUCAAGUUGUGCGCUCUCAUCCUCGCCUUUCUCAUAAACUUCCUCCUCCUGUGCUACAGGGUAUAUUGCGACUUUUUGUUCUUUUCUCGAUUAAAAUGGAUUAGCCAACCAAGCAAAAUGAUUUAA
Molecule: messenger RNA, 356 nt
Organism: Dibothriocephalus latus
Lineage: Eukaryota; Metazoa; Platyhelminthes; Cestoda; Diphyllobothriidea; Diphyllobothriidae
Source: the annotation of a GenBank genome assembly